AAGAUGGCUGCUUAUGUACACAUGCGCAUUAACGUUCCUGAAAGAUUUAGUUGUGUUGGCGGCAACCUAUCCUUGCGAUAAGAAGAGCUGGCGGUGGCAAGAGUUAUACUAACAUGUCUCGCAUUCUGAACGGCAUCGUAGCUACGUGUCCUGAUCUGGGAAUAGGCAGAAAUGGACAACUUCCCUGGCAUCCCACAAGACUAAAUGAGGAAUUCAAACAUUUCCGCAGGAUGACGUCAACACCGUCCAUGGAAGGUAAGAAGAAUGUGGUGAUAAUGGGCAGGAAGACAUGGUUUUCCAUCCCAGAGAAAAACAGACCUUUAAACAACAGGAUCAACAUUGUCCUCAGUCGACAGCUCAAAGAGCCCCCUCCAGGCGCCCACCAUCUGGCUCCAGAUUUUUGCUCGGCUCUCAGGCUGAUUGACACACAGCUGUCAGACCAGGCUGAUCAGGUCUGGGUUAUAGGAGGCAGCUCACUCUAUAAGGAAUUGAUGGAGAGCCAAGGGACCAGGAGAUUAUUUGUCACACAAGUCCUGAAACAGUUUGAAUGUGACACCUUCUUCCCUGAAAUCUGCCCAGCCAAGUACUCUCUGCUACCCGAUGACAGCAACCACUGACGAUGGUCCGAAAAUUCCAAACGUGAGUAUUGGCACUGGUGGCCGUGCAUAAAUAGGAAGCCAUUGCUUCAUGCUUUCUGCUGGGUUGCCUGGGCUGUUAAGCUACAGGGUGGAAAGCUAACAUGAAUGCAUAUCAAAUGCACUUGUGUGUGUAUAUAUGUUUAGAGUUAUUUACAUUGAUAUCUCUUCCAGGUUUCCAGGAGUGCCACAGGGCAUGCAAGAGGAAAACGGUAUCCAGUACAGAUUUGAGGUUUAUGAGAGCACUGAUGUCACUAAAAAUCACUAAAAGGACACCAAUGAGGAAAAGGAUUUUUCUCUUGCCUGAAUUCAAUAUUAGAUGCAAAGAUGUCCAGAUGUUUUUCAACUUGUUAAAGUGAAGAUGCUUCUCACAUUUUGUAGCAACAAAUGAUGGGGUUCUGUCAGUGAUGUGUCACGCCAGUGGCUUGCCGUCAGUACUAGCACUGCAGUGUUAUAGUGUGCUGAUGAGGUAGUGGACGCUGUGAUAAGACAAGCAGCCGAGUCAUGGAAUGACUGCAAUGUAGUAUAAUGGUAAGGUAUGCAUACAGUGCUACUAUUAGCUGUGUAGCACUUUGAAAAGCCCUGUCCUAUGAAUAAACAAUUGAUUUAAAAGCCAAUGAAAGAAAGUUGUCGAGCAAUUUUUUAAAUUAUUAUUAUUAUUAUUAUUAUUUUUUGCCAAGCAGGAUCAUGAUAUAAGUCAGGGGUAUGCCAGAGAGCCAAAUAUUGAAAAUGAAAGGAUGCAAGGGCUACUUUGGAAGUUUCUUCUUAAAUGAUGAUGUGUUUUUCCCCUAGUAUUAUAUCCGAUAGUAUAACUUUUUCUCCCAACCUAAUGUUCCAAAAGUUACAACUUUAUUUUUGUUUUUGUUUGUUUGUCAUAGGCCGACAUUACGACUUAAAGAAUAAUGUAUUUUUUUUCUUCAAUAUUUCAACUUUAUGACUUCCUCACCAACCGGCCCCAUACUGUGAGAGUUGACCCCCACCUCUCCUCCCUUUGCAUACUGGGCACCGGUUCACCACAGGGCAGGGCUGAGCCCCCUUCUCUACUGUCUCUACUCCCUCCUGAUGCCUAAAGCUAAAGCUCGCUCUUUUUGAACGUGGUCGGAUUGUCGAGCUGCAUAAGCAAGGCCUCUCACAGCGUGCCAUUGCUGCUGAGGUUAGGUCCAGUAAAUCAGUCAUUCUACAUUUUUUGAAAGAUCCUGAGAAUUAUGCAACAAAAAAGUCAAGUUGUAGACCCAAAAAAGUCACACCUGUGCUGAACCGGAGGAUCCGAUUGGCUGUCCAUCAAGACACAGGGUGGUCUUCGACCCAAAUUAAGGCCUUACUGGUGCCGAAUGCAGCACAAUAGCCAUCAGAUGACAUCUGCGGGAAAAGGGUUUGAAAAACAAAAAAGGAAUUCAAAGACCUCGUCUCCUUCAACGCCACAAAACUUCCCGUUUAGACUUUGCCAGGGAGCAUCAAACAUGGGACAUUGAAAGGUGGAAAAAAGUUUUAUUCUCUGAUGAGAAAAAAUGUAACCUUGACGGUCCAGAUGGCUUCCAACGUUACUGGCAUGACAAGGAGAUCCCACCUGAGAUGUUUUCUACCCGGCACAGUGGAGGGGGGGUCCAUCAUGAUCAGGGGUGCUUUUUCAUUCAAUGGAACACUAGAGCUUCAGGUGUUGAAGGGUCGUCAAACGGCGGAUACUCACGUGCUUACGUUGCAGCGGGCAUCCCUCAUGACUGAGGGCCCUCGUCUGUGUGGUAACAGCUGGGUUUUUCAACAGGACAACGCUGCAGUUCACAAUGCUGGCUUGACCAAGGACUUCUUCAGGGAGAAUAACAUCACUCUUUUGGACCAUCCUGCAUGUUCCCCUCAUUUAAAUCCCAUAGAGAACAUUUGGGGAUGGAUGGCAAGGGAAGUUUAUAAAAAUGGCCAUCAGUUCCAGACAGUUGAUGCCCUUGGUGAAGCCAUCUUCACCACUUGGAGCAAUGUUCCCACUAGCCUCCUGGAAACACUCACAUCAAGCAUGCCCAAACCCAUUUUUGAAGUGAUUAACAAGAACGGUGGAGCUACUCAUUACUGAGUCCUACUGAAAAGAUUUUUUUGUUCUGCGUUGGAGAGUUUUUUAUUGUUUGAGUGAUGGUUUUAAACUUUUGAUCAGCUGAUAAACAGUCUAUUUCAGUUUAAUUGUUGUUUUCAAUUAAUUACUUUUUCAAAAUGCUUUUUGUCUCACUCCCCCUUCUUGUUUUUGCAUAUUGUAGCUCUACUUAAAACCUCAUUAAGAUCCAAAUAUGCAAAAUGCAAAUUCUAGCAAUUUUACAACUGGUCUUAAGAUUUUGGUCAGGAGUGUAUAAUAUAUAUGUUAUAUACAGCAUAUAUGGGCCACUUGGUGGCCUAGUGGACACAGUCAGGAGAUUGGGAAGACUUGGGUUCGAAUCUCUGUGUGGAGUUUGCAUGUUCUCCCCGUGCGUGUGUGGGUUUUCUCAGAGUACUCCGGUUUCCUCCCACAUUCCAAAAUCAUGCAUGUUAGGUUAAUUGGCGACUCUAAAUUGUCCAUAGGUAUGAAUGUGAGUGUGAAUGGUUGUUUGUCUACAUGUGCCCUGCCAUUGGCUGGUGACCAGUCCAGGGUGUACCCCGCCUCUCGCCCGAAGUCAGCUGGGAUAGGCUCCAGCAUACCCCCGCGACCCUAAUGAGGAUAAGCAGCACAGAAAAUGAAUGGAUACAGUAUAUAUUAUAUUUAGACUUUAUUCUGGUAACGUAACUUUCUAAUUUUCCAAAAAUUACAACUUGAUGAGUUGUUUUAUUAGUUUCACAUAAUAUUACGACUUAAAAAAAAUGUUUCUUUAAUAUUUAAUCUUUAUGCUACUAAAAUGAUAAUUUUUCUUCAUAAUAUGUUAUUGUCCUAAUUACAACUUUUUGUAAAUAGAUUACACGUUUUUUCACUUAAUAUUUUUUUUUACCUUACUCUUGUAAAAUUACUGUUGAUUUAUCAAUUUCUGCUUAUUUUUAUUUGUAUUUUUUUAUAUAAUUUUAUUUUAUAAUAAUUUAUUAUAAAUUUUUAUUAUUUUAUUUAUUUAUUAUUAUUAUUUUAAAAUAAUAUUUUUAGAAUGUGCCGAGGACUGCAAAUGCCCCCUGGGCCUCCCUGACAUAAAUCAUAUAAUAUAAAAUAUAAAAAGCAUUUUCUUUUUUAUUGUGUUGUAUUGUAUUUUAAUUAAUUUUAAUACAUUUUAUUCACAUAACAUAUUUUGUAUUUUUAUAUUUAAAUUCAAUUAUUUUAAACUAAUAUUUGUGUUAUUUAUAUGAAAUUAUAUUUCACAUGUUUUAAUAUAUAAAAAUAGAUAUGCUCUUCUUUUUGGAAUAUAAUAACUUUUAAUAUAUUUUAGCAUUCUAAUAUAUUUAUACAUUAUUUCAGUUUCAUCAUGAAACAAAUUAUUUCAUGUCUUUAUUUUUUUAAAUUCCUUUUAACUUUCUUUUAUAAUGUGUGUGUCCUGUAUAUUAUAUGCCCAAAGUUCAGGGUGCAUUUAUGUCACUGUUAAGUUGACGUAUGUUCCACUUUUUGUGCUUUCAAGACUCGCAUGCACUCGAGCUGUAAUUGCAGUCACCCGAUGAGCUGAUAAGAUGUAACUGGGUCAAGCUAACACUUUGCUGAAAAGGUGGUGAAAAAUGAUCACAACUUUUGAAAAGGAAUUAAAAUUAGAACACGCGCUUCUGAGACGAAUGUCAUGGCUGUAUGGUAGUUGCAUUUAGGACAGAUAAAGCCUUUUCAUUCGCAGUGCAUGUGACUACUCUUAAUUUCAAAUCAAGAAUCACAUGGAAAUGUAUUGACAGAGGUUGUUUUAAUAAAAUGACUCAGCCUUACAAUGAAGAAUAUGUCCUGCAUGGAGUAGUAGCAGUUUUGACAUGCUACAUGAUUCAUUUGUAACGUCGAGACAAAAGUCACGACUACCUUUUCCAUGAGAAUGGUCUGGGGAAAAAAGCUGCUCAUACUGAUUUAUUGUACAGCACAACACCUUUAUAUCCCUUUACAUGUCGAAAAGAAGUCCCCUUGCUGAUUUAGUAGGUUUACCUGCUUUCAAAUAUAUGAACGCUACAUCAUUUGUUGCAACAGAGAGAUAGGAUGUUUUAAAAAAUCCAGAAAAAAAGCAAUAACUAAAGAUUUGGCUCAUCGGUUUUUAUUUUAGUCCUGUCCCUUUUGGAAAGGAUAAAAGACGCCUGUCACACAAACAGUCUCUUCCACUCAAACUCCUCCACCACCAUGAUUUGCACCAGACUAGAAUGAUCGACAAGACCAUCAAGAAGAAGCUUGGUGAGAAAGAGAGCGCUAUCGGGGCAAUCAUUCGGGUUAAACAAUGGUUUCUCCAACAAGAACUAUGUCACGGGGAUCAAAUUAGGGUUACAAUGAAUGAUUAUUUACUAGAGCUAUCAAUUGAUUAAAAUAUUUAAUCGUGAUUAAUCACAUUUUGUCCACAGUUAACUCAUCCAUCACAGACAUUUUUAUCUAUAAUAAGUAGGGAUGUAAAUCUCUUUGUGGUAAACGAUUUGAUACACAUCUAGAUUUGCGUAUUUGCGAUUGAAAAAACGAUUUAUUUUUUAAAACAAAAUGAUUUGACAUGAUUCGAUACAGUGUACAAACGAUAUUAUUCCACA
Molecule: messenger RNA, 5261 nt
Organism: Dunckerocampus dactyliophorus (ringed pipefish)
Lineage: Eukaryota; Metazoa; Chordata; Actinopteri; Syngnathiformes; Syngnathidae
Gene: dhfr
Product: dihydrofolate reductase
Exons: 6
Coding region: 114-617 (167 amino acids)
Biological process (GO): dihydrofolate metabolic process; glycine biosynthetic process; folic acid metabolic process
Cellular component (GO): mitochondrion
Molecular function (GO): dihydrofolate reductase activity; NADP binding
Source: RefSeq, a predicted model, not a curated record